Magnolia sinica is the source of this 2068-nucleotide messenger RNA. RefSeq names its product wall-associated receptor kinase 3-like. The coding region runs from base 346 to 1740 and encodes 464 amino acids. Lineage: Eukaryota; Viridiplantae; Streptophyta; Magnoliopsida; Magnoliales; Magnoliaceae. Gene Ontology annotation, biological process: cell surface receptor signaling pathway; protein phosphorylation. The transcript has 3 exons. Gene Ontology annotation, cellular component: plasma membrane. The record is from RefSeq and is a predicted model, not a curated record. Gene Ontology annotation, molecular function: calcium ion binding; protein serine/threonine kinase activity; ATP binding.
GAUCAAACUGCCCAAAAAGAGUCCUUACACAUUCCCUGUAAACUCGAACAAGUUCAUGGUUGUGGGAUGCGGUGCAUUGGGAUCCAUCUCAACCGGUAUGACUGCAAUCAAUGCCUGCACAUCAAUAUGCCUUAUAAGGGAGAAGGUGGUUAACGAUUCUUGCAGUGGGCGUGGCUGCUGCCAAGUCGAUGUACCUUCUAACAUGAAUUUGCUCAACAUUUCCGUUGUUAAUGUGCGUGAAGAGAAGAAUUUUAGUAGAUUAAGCCUUGGUUAUGGGUUUAUCGUCGAAGAUGGAAGCUACAUUUUCAAAGCAUCGAUCUUUUGGAAUUCAAUCGCAACGUCCAUAUGAAGCUCGAGUGGGCCAUCGGAAAAAAAAUUUGUAACCAAGCAAAGAAAUCGAAUUCCUCUAUAUGUGGGGAGAACAGCUCCUGCAUUGAUAGCAUGGGAAGUUCUGGUUAUCUCUGCAGAUGUGCUGUUGGGUAUGAAGGGAAUCCUUAUCUCAACGGCCUGGGAGGAUGCCAAGAUAUUGAUGAGUGCAACCUCCUCUGGGGCCGUGUAUGUGCGCCAGGAGCUACUUGCGAGAACAGAGUUCCAGGGUACUUUUGCCGCUGCCCAGCAGGGACUUGGGGCAACGGCUCUGCAUCCGGAAUCGGCUGCCACAAGCCCCACAAACACUUUCCAAUGGUUGAAAUUAUCAUAGCGGCUGUCGUGAGCGCUGGGCUGCUGAUACCAUGUUUGUAUUUGCUCUAUUCGGCUCGAAAGAAGAGACAACUCAGAAAUCUCAACGCCAAAUACUUCCGUCAGAAUGGAGGCCUCCUGCUACGACAAUAUCCCUCUCCAAGCAAAGGUACAUCUAUCAAACACAUCAAGAUCUUCUCUGCUCGUGACCUCAUAAAGGCCACCGGCAACUUCGAUAGCAGCAGAAUUCGAGGGAGUGGCGGCCAAGGCAGUUUCUACAUGGGAACCCAAGAGGAUGGAUUGAUCAUCGCCGUCAAAAAAUCAGAAGAGGUGGGCCAGGAACAAGUUGAUCAGUUCAUAAACGAGCUCGUUAUCCUUGGCCAAAUUGAUCAUAAGAACAUUGUUAAGCUCUUGGGCUGUUGCUUGGAGACCCAAGUUCCAUUACUCAUCUAUGAAUUCAUAUCCGGCUGUACUUUAUACCAGAAACUCCAUGAUGAUCCCAACCUUACAAUUCAGUUAUCAUGGAAGGACCGCCUCCGCGUAGCCCGUGAAAUUGCAGAAGCUCUUUCUCACCUGCACGGUUGUAUUUCAAUGCCUAUUUUCCACAGAGAUGUAAAGUCAUCGAAUAUACUAUUAGACGAGAAUUUCACGGCCAAGCUCGCCGAUUUUGGAGUCUGUAGGCUUGUUCCAAUAGAUAAAAUCCGGGUGUCGCCUACCGUGAAAGGGACUAUUGGAUACUUGGAUCCUGAAUACUUCAAAACUGAAAAAUUAACAGAGAAGAGCGACGUGUAUAGCUUCGGGGUUGUUCUGCUCGAGCUUUUGUCGGGAAGGAAGCCUGUCCAAGACGAACAGACACCUGGCUACGGUAGCCUGGUAAUGCAUUUCCUGUCUUAUGUUGAGAGAGGAAAUUUGCAUGAGGUACUUGACAAAGGAAUAGUGAAAGAGGCAAAGAUGGCGGAUUUGCUAGCUAUUGCCGAGAUUGCUAGAAGCUGCUUGAGAUUGAAAGGAGAAGAAAGACCAACCAUGAAAGAAGUGGCGCAGAAGCUUGCCUGCCUUGGAUGAUUUUAUAUGCUCUGAAAAUCUAGCUUUCUGGUAAUUCCAGACCAGCAAAAUUUCUCUCCGAGUUUCUUGGAAUUUUUGGUCAAGGGCCUUUUAAAGAACACCAUCUUUUAGGUGAUAUUUGCAUCGUAUCAAUGUUUAAACCGAUUGGUAAGGUGCAAUAUAUCUGCUGCUGUUGGAAAAAAUGUGUUGGAAAUAAGGAAAAAUAAAAAUAAAAUAAAAUUAAUUAUUUUCAUUUCACCGGGCUGAAUCACGUAAAAAUUUGUCAGUUGCCUAUAAUAUCCUGGCUCAUUUCAGACACAUCGCACCUAGGCUUAUGCUAGACCACUCG